Nomascus leucogenys (northern white-cheeked gibbon) is the source of this 2520-nucleotide messenger RNA. It is a transcript of the gene PRPSAP2, whose product is annotated as phosphoribosyl pyrophosphate synthetase associated protein 2. Bases 819 to 1928 code for a protein of 369 amino acids. Lineage: Eukaryota; Metazoa; Chordata; Mammalia; Primates; Hylobatidae. Gene Ontology annotation, biological process: 5-phosphoribose 1-diphosphate biosynthetic process; purine nucleotide biosynthetic process. The record is from RefSeq and is a predicted model, not a curated record. Gene Ontology annotation, molecular function: ribose phosphate diphosphokinase activity; magnesium ion binding. The transcript is spliced from 13 exons. Gene Ontology annotation, cellular component: ribose phosphate diphosphokinase complex; cytoplasm.
GGGGCGACCUCGCGCCCGCGGCCCUUCCAUUUUUCCCUCCGUUCUUCCUCUCCCGCCAGGGGUCGGCGGGGGAGGGGGCCGGGCGUCUGGUGCCCGGGCUCUCUCCGCUCCUGAGGCGCCGCUGGGGAGUCGAACCCUGAUGAUGGGACCUGUGGUGAGCAGCUCUGAAAGCAAGCCCAGACCCAGCCAUUCUCCGUCCCUAAGCUGACACGGAGCCCCUGAUUUUAAUUUACCUGGCCUUGCUAGUCACGCAUAUAUCUCUCACCUCUUAAAGGAUGAUUUUAUCCAACUCAGAACUCACCCCAGCAGAGAUUGAGGGGGAACUGUGAUGAAAUUUUUAAGUAUUCUGCUUGUUGAUAAUAAUUUUUCUCUUAUGUUAAUGUUGGCUCCGUUUGGGUGUUUAGCUUUUGAAAGGGGUAUGAAAAUGCGGAAUGGGGCUUUGGGGCUUGAGGAGGUGUGAUCUCUAGUGUUUAAAAAAUUUAAUUGCACAAAUAGAAAUAAUUCACCCACAUUAUUGAACCCCACUAAAGCAUGUCCUUUUUGUCCUUAUUCCUUUCCUGCUGCCCUGGUGUGUACUAUUAUUACUCAGUUGUGAUUUGAGCUCGUUCCACUUAAAGUCAUUCAUAGAUUCCUGGGUUGUGCCAGCUGGAAUGCCUCUGCAGGAAGUGCUAGUGGGACUGUGCAAAAUAGGAGGAAUUUUGUUGUCAGAGAAUAAAAGGAGGUUGUCCAUAAUUGACUUUAAGCAGCAAUCAGUAAAACAUUGAGCUCUUCAGCUCCGCCUUUCCUGCUCUGAAAAUUGGAAAACCAAGAAGGUUUUGAUGUUUUGUGUGACGCCACCUGAAUUAGAAACCAAGAUGAACAUAACCAAAGGUGGUCUGGUGUUGUUUUCAGCAAACUCGAAUUCAUCAUGUAUGGAGCUCUCAAAGAAAAUUGCAGAGCGGCUGGGGGUGGAGAUGGGCAAAGUGCAGGUUUACCAGGAACCUAACAGAGAAACGAGAGUACAAAUUCAAGAGUCUGUGAGGGGAAAAGAUGUUUUCAUCAUCCAAACCGUUUCAAAGGAUGUGAACACCACCAUCAUGGAGCUCCUGAUCAUGGUGUAUGCAUGUAAGACCUCUUGUGCCAAGAGCAUCAUUGGCGUGAUACCCUACUUUCCUUAUAGCAAGCAGUGCAAGAUGAGAAAAAGAGGCUCCAUUGUCUCUAAAUUGCUGGCUUCCAUGAUGUGCAAAGCUGGUCUAACUCAUCUUAUUACUAUGGAUUUACACCAGAAGGAAAUUCAGGGCUUCUUCAAUAUUCCUGUUGACAAUUUAAGAGCAUCUCCCUUCUUAUUACAGUAUAUUCAAGAAGAGAUCCCAGAUUACAGGAAUGCAGUAAUCGUGGCCAAGUCUCCAGCCUCGGCGAAGAGGGCACAGUCUUUUGCUGAGCGCCUGCGCCUGGGAAUUGCCGUGAUUCAUGGAGAGGCGCAGGAUGCCGAGUCGGACUUGGUGGAUGGACGGCAUUCCCCACCCAUGGUCAGAAGUGUGGCUGCUAUCCACCCCAGCCUGGAGAUCCCCAUGCUGAUUCCUAAAGAAAAGCCCCCAAUCACUGUUGUGGGUGAUGUUGGAGGAAGGAUUGCCAUCAUCGUGGAUGACAUCAUUGAUGAUGUUGACAGCUUUCUUGCUGCAGCAGAGACCCUGAAGGAAAGAGGUGCAUAUAAGAUCUUUGUGAUGGCAACUCAUGGCUUGUUGUCUUCUGAUGCCCCCCGGCUGAUUGAAGAGUCUGCCAUUGAUGAGGUGGUGGUCACCAAUACAAUUCCACAUGAAGUCCAGAAGCUCCAGUGCCCCAAGAUUAAAACUGUGGAUAUCAGCAUGAUCCUUUCAGAGGCGAUCCGUCGGAUCCACAAUGGGGAGUCCAUGUCCUACCUUUUCAGAAACAUAGGCUUAGAUGACUGAACAGCUUUCCUUUAGGAAAACUCCCAAGGGCCAAACUGGAAACAUAAGAGUGACUGCUCGGUGGGAUAGAUUUCACAGGAACCGUCAUGUUUGUUCCUCCGUCUCCCCUGUAACCUCACUUCUUGUUGAUUCCUAAGAAGAUAGACCAACUUUUUAGGUCAGUUUGGGUGUUUGUGAGUUUGGGGAGCAAUUUUUAUAAAAGAAAAACUUUAUUCUCCUCUUUUGAAAAGGUAAGACCUUGUUUUAGUUUUAACUGUUUAAAAAAUAACACUUGGAAUAAGAUUUGUAAGCUCACAGAGUCUUUUUCCAAAGUUGCUUGAGCCAAGUGCUUAAAAUAAAUAAAUAAGAUUUGAUAACCUCAUUAAUAAAAUGAUCUGUAUGAUACCUGCAAUUGAAAAGCCAAAAAGGUUAUACUGUCAAGUCCAGCAAAUGACAUUUUUAGAGAUGCUUUUGUAGACAAGCAUAUGGAAUAUGUGAUUGUAUUUAUUUUCUGCAACUAAAAAAGGAAUAAAAACUUGUGUUUGUGUGUUUUUCUAAAACUUUGUGUUUUGGCAAUCGUUUUAUAACUAAAAUAAAAUAAAAGCUAAAUCUA